This is a messenger RNA of Argiope bruennichi, 1989 nucleotides long. RefSeq names its product carbonic anhydrase-related protein 10-like. The transcript is spliced from 10 exons. Gene Ontology annotation, molecular function: carbonate dehydratase activity; zinc ion binding. The record is from RefSeq and is a predicted model, not a curated record. NCBI's taxonomy places the organism in Eukaryota, Metazoa, Arthropoda, Arachnida, Araneae, Araneidae. Bases 273 to 1223 code for a protein of 316 amino acids.
UUCUACCCGAGUACUCCCUCAUGUUUCGGCGGGACUUCGGAUCGAGCUUUCGCUAAGAUGAAGAGUCGAAGUUGCGGACAAUGAAAAUUCUCUUUGACAUUUUUUACUUUCGUACCUGAGAAUUUUCAGAGAACAUGCUAGGAGUGUGUGGCGUACAUAAGAACAGAGAAAGAGCAUAAACAAAUAUCCUUUUGUUGAAGAAUUUGCGUAUUAAAAAUAUAGCUUGACUGAACUUCACCAGUAGUUUUUGCUCUGUACCCAUUAUUGCAAGGAUGGCAAAGAUUUGGUUAUUCAAUGUCAUCUUGAUUUUUAUGUCUCAUUCCAUUGGCGUGUACAGCAGCUGGGAAGAAUGGUGGACAUACGACGGAAUAUCUGGGCCUGACUACUGGGGUUUGCUAAAUCCCGAAUGGAAGUUGUGCAACCGUGGUCGUAGGCAGUCCCCGAUAGACAUUGAGCCUUCAAUACUUCUCUACGAUCCAGGAAUGGGAAAAGUGGAAGUGGACAAACAGAAGGUCAACGGUACUUUGAAAAACACUGGCCACAGCGUUCGCUUCCGUUUGGAUUCCACCAGCCCAGCAGUGAUGGUGAAUGGCGGACCGUUAUCAUAUAAAUACAGAGUACAUGAAAUUCUUUUGCAUUACGGAAGAACUGAUGACAAGGGAUCGGAGCACACCAUUUCCGGUCACGCGUUUCCUGCAGAGUUGCAGAUUCUAGGUUAUAAUAAUCAAUUAUACGACAGCAUGGCCGAAGCUAUGCCUAAAACACAAGGGGUCGUUGGAGUAGCAGUCAUGGUUCAGAUUUCAAAUGUCUCCAGCCCCGACAUACGCUUGCUCACAUCUCAACUUGACAAAAUCAUACACAAAGGGCAAAUGAAGAAUAUAACACACAUAUCAAUUCAAGGUUUAUUGCCCGAUACAAACCAGUUCAUGACUUACGAAGGUUCGACUACAAUGCCUGGUUGUCACGAAACUGUAACAUGGAUUGUCCUUAAUAAGCCAAUUUACAUAACAAAGGCUGAAAUAUUUUUACUGCGUCGUUUGAUGCAAGGGGACGAAGCGCACCCUAAAACUAUCCUUGCAAACAAUUAUCGUCCACCUCAGCCCCUCUACAACCGCUCCGUCCGAACAAACGUAUUUAACCAUGAUAUUGGAGACAAUAAGUGUUUUGAUUCGAGGAAAUUGUUUUAUAGAGGCAAUGUAGGUUUUAUACAUUGGAUUGAAUGAAACUGGCCAAGUGCUGCAAGAAUAAAGCUGUUAUUAAGUACCUAAAAAUAAAUUUAACCGAUUAUAGAUGUUUAAUAUGUGCAUAUCAGUGUAUCCUAUAAAAAGACAUUGUAUUGUUCGACUCAAAGCAGGAGCUUUUCUUGUUAUAGAGAGAAAAUUCAUCAAGCACAGAACACGUCAAGUGCUGUUAGGAAAAAAAAUUCCAAUGCAAAACCCAUUUCCUUGUGGAUGAGUAGUUGCACAUUUGUUUUGUAAAAACAGCCGUUAUUUGACGUCAGAGAUUAAUAACCGAAUUCAAAUCUACUUUUAUUCAUCCAACUUCACUACAAAUACAUUACAAUGGCAAGAUCAUGAUAUACAUUUUUUUUACUACUUUCCAAAAAAUAAUUUUAUACUGCAAGUGAAGCGUAAAUAGGAACACUCUGUGAAAUUUGAAGUCUGAUGGUUAAAUUAUUUGGCUAUUGUAUUAACUUCUUUUAUUAACUUGCAUUAAAAUUUAAAAAAAAAAGUUAAGUCCUCAAAAAAUACUAUUAUAAUUAUUACGUAGAUAUGAGGAGGAUUCACUCACUAUCACAAUUGUUUUAAUUAAUUGGGAAAUUGAAAGUUCUUUACAAAUAAGAAGUCAUAACACUCAGUUUAAAAUAUUUGCAUUUCCGGAUAUUUGCAAGUAAUUUCCUAGUAAUAUAAAUGAAAAACAUAGUGGAUUUUUCUCGCUAACUGACAAUUCUUUUAAAACAGAUGUAAUUUUAUGUAAAUAUUAUAACUA